AGAGAGAGGGAGAGGAUAUAGGGCAGGCAUCAAACGGGGGUUUGGCUACAGACUGGUCGGCAUCCUUUUUCACAACCUCGGUCGCUUCAGACAUCAGGUCCAGAGGAGAGUUGGUGAAGACGUUCAGCGUAACGACAGAGGAAGAGGACACUGAGACACCCAGAGAUCCCAGGCUUGGUGGCUACAUGCUCAGUUCUCUUUGGUUUUGAGAAGAACAACUACACCAACCAGGAAUCAUGGAUUUUGUGAUGAAACAAGCUUUAGGUGGGGCCACCAAAGACAUGGGGAAGAUGCUCGGUGGAGAGGAGGAGAAGGACCCUGACGCAGCCAAAAAGGAAGAGGAGCGACAGGAGGCUCUGAGGCAGCAGGAGGAGGAGAGGAAGGCCAAACACACCAAAAUGGAGGCAGAGAGGGAGAAAGUACGGCAGACCAUCAGAGACAAGUAUGGGCUGAAGAAGAAGGAGGAGAAGGAGGCAGAGGAGAAAGCAGCCAUGGAGCAGGCCUGUGAGGGGUCACUGACGCGCCCGAAGAAGGCGAUCCCACGGGGCUGUGGAGACGACGAAGAAGAAGACGAGGAGAGCAUCCUCGACACUGUCCUUAAGUUUCUGCCUGGACCUCUACAGGACAUGUUCAAGAAGUAAAGAAAAAAAAAACGACAACAUAGAAAUCAAAAGAACCCUAAAAAUCAGGGUCCAGUCCGGUCUGGGCUGGGCUGCAGGGAAUUGGAAGCAGGGAUCUUUGUGUGGGACUUUGGGUGGACAGGGUUGAGUGAAGGUUUGGGGAAAAGCGACAACAAGGGUCAAUUUGGGUUAAGAGACCGGUAGGAUUUUAGAAGUUGUAGGAAGAAAAAAAAUUGGGAGGGGGGUUGGGGUUCUUGCCAAACUGUUAGAGGCUGCACACUGCCUUUCUAGAAAUCGUUUACUUUGUUCUUUUCUACUCCUCGACGACUCUUCCCUUUUUAAUUAUUUACCACAGUUGCUGUACAACCUUCAACUGCCACUUAGCACAUUUCUACAAUAAGUACAUUUGAUGCCCUAGUUGUUAUUUUUACACAGACAUUUUGAUUGGUUGGCCAUCAUCUGGCGAUGGUGACCAAUAGAGACCAGUAUUCCCUUAAAGAAUGGCCCUUUCUUCUGUGGUCAUGUUUUCCAGUAGAUGGAGCAUGUUGUGUUUACUUCAAUGGGUGUUUUCUACUUUUAUGAACCUGGUUUAAGUCUUUAUAUUGUAAAAAGAAUAAAUGAAUCAACGUUUGAGUUUUUAGGACAUGUGCCUUCAUAUCAUCUCCUCCAGCAGAGGAAUUGUCAAUGAGGGUUUCAUUCAAACAAGUGAACAAAUGUUGGUAUUGUGUAGGAUACAACAUUGCACACUUUUGGAAUAAUGUGUUUGAUCUAAAGUUGGAUUGUUGGGAUAUUUGGGGAUUUCCAGAAGCAAGUGCUCAAACCAGAAACUUCUGGAAAUCCAAGACAGCCAGAGAGGCCAUAAAACUAUUAAGAAACAAAAAAAACCUUACAAAGCGUUGCGUUUCCGAAGAACUGUUUGCUGAUGCAAAAAAAAAGUUUUAAUUUCCCUUCUACUUCGAAAUCUAAUUUUACAAAAGCUAUCCUUGUGAAACCAGUCAGCUAGCGAGACCGCCAUCAUGCAAGAAAUGUAAAAUUUAAGUUAUUGGAUGUGUCAAAAACUCAAGUUGUUAUCCAUCCAAUCAGCCAAGGCUCAUCUUACCUGCUUUAAAUCUACAAUAUGUCCAGAAUUACACAAAGCUCACACCAAACCAUUGUGAUUUAAGUUUAGUGUGGUCCUCAUAGACAAUCAAAGCAUUAACACACAGAAACAGUGGGGUUAGCCGGUACUUUAUAUGUUGUCACCUCCUGUCUCAUCAUCUAAAACGUUGGUUCUUUCUCUCACAUUUAUUUAACUGGUUGCCAUCAAGUAACUCUUUUUUUUAAAACACUUAUUCACAUUUUUAUUCUCCAUAUUUGUAUACAUAAAUGCAAAUACCAGGCAAUUUAUUUUGUACAUAUUUUUUUACUUUCUGUGAAUGUGCUGCCAACUUAUUCCAAUGCUACUGCAAAUGUGCAACCCUUCAUCUUUUCACAUGUUCGUUUAACUUGAUCAAUUUCAUCAACAUUAAGACCAAAGAAAUACUGGUGAGACCUUACUAUUUCUUUUGUCAACGCCAAUAUAGAAGACCUGCAUGCUGGGGGGUUUAUGGUUCUUGCGAGGUCUGCUGGAAAAAACACAACAGCCUGUUCAGUAAGUGCAUGCAUCCCAAAGACCACCGCGAAGCUAUGAAGACGAUCCUAUUUCCUUAAAAGUAUUCUCUGGCUCAAUAAACCUAGAACACUGUAGACGGAGCCUUAGAAAACCUGUGUGUGAGUUGUUGCACUUCACUGCCUGAAGAGCUCAUUCAGAGAGCUGCAUCUCUUAAUCCAACGCAAAGUCAAGACUGUUCUCACUCUGUACUCUGAGGAUAUGGCAGCAUGGCCAGUUGCCCCGACACUUCAAAAUAGGAGUUAAACGGUGGACACAUUAUGAGAUAAUCAGGACGAUUUUGGGCCUGAUUCCCCAACUUCCAACAAAAUAAAGUGAAGUCUAGAUUUUGCCUUCUGUCAGGUCCACCUGUCAGUCAACUCGUAAGUAUGCAAAAAUGUAUGAAUAACUCCUAGGCUUAAUAAAAUCAAAUCAGAUGCAUCAUAACCCCCCUCCUGUAAAGUGUGUACCAGUAAGGAUGCAGGUGGAGACUUAACAUAGGACUUAAUGGGAAUUCCUUUGCUUUUGCAUUCAGCCCCAAGUGGACACUAAUGGAACUGCACUUUGUUGCACUUCCGCCAUUGGCUUCUAUUUUCAACCAAUUUGGGGUCCUCUGACCAACCUGCCAUAUUUGAUGAGUUGAGAGUGAGAACUUGCUGAAGAAAUCAUAGUGAUUUUUGAUCGCGUUUAAGUAGUUGUACUGUUAAUGAAAACCACGUCUCUUUAGUGAUACUACCUUCAUAAAUGGAUAUUUCAAGAUAAAACAAAGCAUGUUGGUGAUAUCUAUCGAUAAUGAUCGGGUGGCUUUUCAGUUAUGCAGCAAUGUACGAUUACAACAUUGUUCCGUGAGUUUGUUACUUAAAAUAUCUUUAAGGAUUUAUUAUGACUUAUGAGGAAGUUGUGAAAAAUAUGUUUCUUUUUUCUUUUCUUUUUUAGCUCAGAUAGGACUUUUCACUAGACAAAGCCAUAUCGUUUAGAUUGCAAUAAUUACUUAAAGUUAUGAAAAAUGUCAACAGUGAAAGUUAAGUGUCUUUUAUUUUUUCUGUGUUUAAAAACUGAACAUCUGUUUGUAAAUCCUCACCAUUCUUAUAUCUUGAAAUAUGUAUACUAAUGUUUACACAAGGGAAACGUCUGUAGAAAAGAAGCCAUUGUUAUAUCUGUCUCAGUGUUUUACAUGUGUACGGUAAGUGUGUGUGUGUUUAUAUGUGUGUGUGUCUUUCUAUGUGUCUGUGCUCUUAGACCAUGUUAUUGACUCAUAUAGUCCUGGUUUAUGCUACGUAAAUGUGUCUUUGAUCUAUUUUGUGCACAGGCAGACACUGGGGCAGCUCCCUAAUUGUGCCACGUCUAAAAAAAAAACGUAAAAAAAAAGAAAUACUUAACACAUUCCUUUCAAAUGUUGAGCAUGCAAAUGUUUGGUAGAAAAGAGAGAGUACACUAAAUGUCAAAAAGCCAAAAAAAAAAAAGAUGAUUUCCUGUUUCUGUGGGAGUCUCCAGGCAACAGAAUUUGUGCGUUGGAUCCAGAUAUAUCAGCUUAGUGAUUGGCUUGUUGAGUGUUCAAUGUUCUUUGUUGUCUGAGGUUUGGUGAAGCUUAAGGCCAUGAUCACUGAGGAGCUUUAAUAUUCUGUCCACAUGACUAACCAAAGUCAAGCUGUGGUUAAUUAUGUUUUCAGUUGUAGGAGCGAAAUGUAAAAAAUCUCCCAAAAACCUGCGUUUUAUGGGAAAAAAAUGGAACUCAUUUUUGAAGCGGGUUAUGAAACAGUCUGAAAUUAUAAUUAAUGCCUCUACAUGUCUCACAAAUGAGACCAUCAGCAACAGGGUUGACUAUUUCUAUAUUGUUAUUUCCAGAUAUUGCUGCCCGGGGGGGUUUGGUGUCAGAUGAUGCGAUUAUCAACAAGCUGUCAAAUCAGCUUUCUUUAAAAGCCAAAGAUUCAUUUUGAGUCACAUGCUGGACAUUUAAAAUAGAGAAGGAUGAUUUUAUGUUAGAAAACAUCAUUGUUACAUAGACAGGACAAGACCAGCAAAUAAAUAAAUCAACUAGUAUGUCCACAGGCCAAAAUCAAUCAAACCCAAAAGCUCCUCAUUGGAGAGACCGAAUCAUGUUUCACAGCCAAAGUUCUAAAUCGAGUCAAUUGUUCCUCCCAUUCAUAAAACUUUAUGCAUGGCAAACAUUUAUAAAUACUGCAAACCACAAGUUAGAAUCAGUUGGAUUGGUUCAGUUUGGACCACUCUGCCUGUCAAUGAGAGUCAAAGACCUCCAUCAACAUCUACUCCUGCUCUGUUAAAUACCAACAUACUGCUAAACAUCGCAUGUAUCCUGAUGCCCUGACAUACAAUGACUAGCUCGUGCCUAUUUACCAAGUAGCAGUGCUUUUUAACGCAAUGGAAAUUUGAAAUUUAAAAAAAAGACAGUCAAUGUUGUAAAAUGAUUGCUACCUUCUGGUUUAAAAUAAUUUGCUGGACUAAGUGAUCUGAACCAUAAUUUUCUUGCGUCAAACGGUCUAUCAGUCAAUCUUACUUGUAAAGCGCCAUUUCUUUACAAAUGUUAUCUCAAGACACUUUACAAAAAGAGCAGGUCUAUACUGUACUUUGUCAUUAUUUAUAGAGAACCAACCUUAAUCCAUCAUGAGGAAAGCACUUGGUAACAUUCAGCUAAGUCACAGUGUCAGGUAAAAAAACAUCUUUUAACCUCGAGCUGAACCAGACUCAUGUUGAACAGCCAUCUGCUGGGACUGGUGUAAGCUUCCACCUCUGUGAUCAUGGCCUUAAGACAAGAACUCUGACAUUAAUGAAAGGCUUUUUAAAAGGAAAUAGGGGACGUGCAAUUUAGGAAAGGACAGAUACUUCGACUAAAAUAGUUCCUGUUUUGAUAUCUUGUUGUAAUACUUCAUGUCAAGUCAAAACUCACCAUGCACAGUACCGUGUCUCUAAAUAAGACCAACCAUUAGACAUUUUUAUAGUUACUUUGCUCAUCCUCAUUAACAAAAAAACACCCAUGAUGUAAUGCAUGAGAUUCAAGUAGUGCUAAACUUCAGAUCUUUUUAAAAAAGUGUGCGAGAAUCCCUUUUAUUUAUUUAAACUACAUUAACACAAGGGUUAUUAGAAUUCCUGCUACCCCCAAUAGGCCAGGCCAGUUCCACAUGUAUCUGUUUCCCUCCAUGGAAACUACAGCCAUACAUCCUCUGUAUGUAAACUAGUCUCUCACUGGGACUCAUCUCAAGGCGUCACUGCAUGUGAACUGCCUUUGAAAAGGGCUAUUACCACGUCAUCAGUGUGUGAGGUCAGUGCUAACUCAUCUCUCCGGUCUGUGCUUGUCUUAAUGUAAUAUGUGGUUGCAUGAGAUACUUCAGUGUUUGUGGAGCCGUGGCUUUCAUUGUAGAUAAAUCUUGGGGUUGAUAGAUGAUAGUAUAAAUCGGAGGUUUUUACCAAAAAAAUGAUAAUUUUACAUUGAGUAUACAAACUGUAUAUUUUCCUAAAAUAAAUAUAAGCGGCUGAAUGAGAUCAUUAAAAGUUUAGACGAAGACAUGAAGGCCUCAAAGACAUUUAACAACAACGUCAAAAUCCUGGCUAGUGCAUCUUACAAAUGGGGAAACCCAAGCUGAAAAAACUGAAUUAUCAAAGCAUCUUCUGUUGUCAGGAACUCAAGGUAUUGAGAAACAGGCUUGGCUUGCAACUGCCUUUCAAAAACCACAGUUUACAAAGCAAAUGUUCUCCAUUUAGAUAUGUGAUGUUCCCCAUGAAUAUUACAACACUAAAGGAUUACUACGGGAGGUGUGCAAAAAUAAAUGUUGUACAUGUUUACUGCAUAGAUCUAUCUUUAAUGAAAUAUCUAUAGAAAGAACAUGUUUAGAGUCGUCCGACUCCAAACAAAGCUUGACUUAUUUUCUCUGAACACUGUAACAAUGUCCUGAGAUUUCACUUCUUUUUCGACAUCUUUAUAUAAACAAUGGGAUAUUAUUGUCACUGCCCAGCUGACUCCUGCCAGUAAACACAGAAGUGGAAGUAAACGUGUUUCACUUUGGGAUUAUUUCACCCAAGACUGAAGGUUUAGAAGCUCGUCUCUUGCCACAUUUUCUUUCCCUUCUGUGGAAGUCAAGGUUUUCGCAGAGCUCUCAUUUGCUGAGCUCAUUGGCGGCACUGUUACUGUGAAAAGAAACUCUCUGAAUACAUUCCAGUCUCUUUGCACUAGAAAACGUCCAAAUAUUACACUAACAAUAGUUAUGACAUCUUAAGACUCACCUUUAUCCACUACCUUUUUUUUUUCUUUGAUACACCAACCCUCUAAAAGUUGAAAGCUAAGAGAGAUAAAAGGUUUACCGAUUGACUUUAAGUUGGUCAUUUGUUCACAAGUUGGGGAUGUUCAUUAGUUUGCAGAUGAUGUGAUUCUCUUUAUUUCACUGAAUUAUCUCUCAUCGCUGUCUCUGGUAAACAAUGGACACACCAAAACGUGUUUUUUUAAAUGAAUUUCUGAAUCAAGAGGGUCUGUCUUUUUUUAAUUCAGGGUGAAAAUCAUUUCAGGGUGCAUAGGUUAAGAAUGUAAAAUAUGAAUUCUUAUGCUAUUCUUUCCUUACUUGCAUGUCAUAUACUCUAUGUGGAGCCCAAUCACUGUAAAACUGUGUCAUCGAUAAAACCGAAAUCAUUCUUUUUGGAAACUAAAUGCAUUACACUAAUAAAAAAAUAGGUUUAUAAAAAGUUA
Molecule: messenger RNA, 6940 nt
Organism: Labrus bergylta (ballan wrasse)
Lineage: Eukaryota; Metazoa; Chordata; Actinopteri; Labriformes; Labridae
Product: complexin-2
Biological process (GO): synaptic vesicle exocytosis; regulation of neurotransmitter secretion; neurotransmitter transport
Cellular component (GO): SNARE complex; terminal bouton
Molecular function (GO): syntaxin binding
Source: RefSeq, a predicted model, not a curated record